ACGCUCAGUACGCGUUGAAAAUAGCUCGAGUUAGGUUCUAUACGCAAAAGAGACAGCUCAGCAAGGAUCUAGGACAAUGGUCAUUGAGACGUGGAAGAAGAGCGGAAUUGCCACAAAAUUUCCCACAUAUCGCAAUUCGGCGCUGGUGACAGUUCACAGCUGGCAGAAGGGCAAGCGUCAGGAUGAUGAGGCCGAAGGACUUUGGCGCAUUAAGGAUGGCAUUUACGAUUUUACGGAAUUCAUUGACAAGCAUCCAGGCGGCACCUUUUGGAUACGGGAAACCAAAGGCACAGACAUUACCGAAGCAUUUGAGGCACAUCAUCUAACCACGGCGCCAGAGAAGAUGAUUGCCAAGUACAAGGUGCGGGAUGCGGCCAAGCCGCGAAUCUAUACGCUGACCCUGCACGAGGAUGGCUUCUAUAAGACGCUGAAGGAGCGCGUGCGGGAGAAGCUGAAGACAAUAGACAAGCGGCCCAAGCGAAAAAGCGAUAUGAUCCAUCUGGGCAUAUUGCUCUCCACCUAUCUGUUUGCCGUAGCCAGUGCCAAGUAUGAUAGUCUGCUGGCAUUGGUUCUCGCAGGUGUGGCGCUCUGCUGGACGGUGAUAGUGUCCCACAAUUAUUUCCAUCGUCGCGAUAACUGGCAGAUGUACACCUUCAAUCUGGGCAUGAUGAAUUUUUGCUCGUGGCGCAUCUCGCAUGCCCUGUCCCAUCACAUCUAUCCCAAUUCCUACAUGGAUCUGGAGCUAAGCAUGUUCGAGCCGUUGCUCUGCUGGGUGCCCAAUCCGCACAUUAAGACCAAGGCGCUGCGCUAUGUAUCUUGGGUCACGGAGCCGCUGGCCUAUGCCAUUGCAUUCUUCCUGCAAAUGGGCAUGCGCAUCUUCUAUUCGCUGCGCCACACAAAUAUUAUGUACUGGCACGAUCUGUUGCCCCUCUCCAUACCCCUGGUCAUGUAUUAUGGAUCGGGCGGCUCGGCGGGCUUACUAUGUUGUCUACGGCUGUGGCUAUCGAUGACGUCCAUCGCCAGCUUUGCUUUUUGCGUAAUCGGUCUGAAUGCGGCGCAUCAUGACCCGGAGAUCUAUCACGAAGGCGAUGCGAAUCGUGAGGAUCGCGACUGGGGCCUGUUCCAGGUGGACACUAUAAUCGAUCGCGGCGACUUAAAAUGGUCACAAUUUCUCGUACUUACUCACUUUGGUGAUCAUGUGCUGCAUCAUCUCUUCCCCACCCUCGAUCACGGACUGCUGCCCGCUCUUUAUCCAGUGCUCUAUGAGACCCUCGAUCAGUUCAAGGGCGAGCUACGGGAAUGCAAUCAUAUUGAGCACAUGAUUGGACAGCACAAGCAGCUAUUGCGCACUGAACCCAAUCCCAGGGCACCUGGUGCUGGAAAAUAGAAUAUCUUCAACAUUGUAUGUGUGUGUGUUUGUAAAUGAAGGGAUCGCCGUAUGCAUUUGGGUUUAUAGCAUUAGAAGUGGAUGGGAUAGAAUUGUGCUCUUCAUUAGAGAAGAUGCCAUUUAUAUACAUAUUUUGUCUAAAAUGUUAAAACUACUCCUAUUAGAUAAAGAUUCAACAUAAAAUAUA
Drosophila virilis is the source of this 1574-nucleotide messenger RNA. It is a transcript of the gene Cyt-b5-r, whose product is annotated as Cytochrome b5-related. Lineage: Eukaryota; Metazoa; Arthropoda; Insecta; Diptera; Drosophilidae. Gene Ontology annotation, molecular function: heme binding. Gene Ontology annotation, biological process: lipid metabolic process. The record is from RefSeq and is a predicted model, not a curated record.